CGCGAGCCACACUGCCCGAUGUUGUUCCGUUGUAAAAUAACUUGGACGUCAAAGGAAUGAACACAGUGAUUCAUUGACGCGUGGAAGCAACGGAUGUUAUGUUAUAAUCUAUAACCGUAGCACUUGCAUUCACAUUGCGCCCGCAACAUAUCGAAGUAACGUCUCGGAGCGAAUUUGUUUGCUUUGUUGAAUGCCCGGGGGAUGGCAUGCGGUCCCGGUGAACUGUCGGGCUGGGACUGAGGCUGCAGAGAAGCGGGGCCGGAAUGAGCACGGAGAGGAUUCUCGACGGAGACUCGGACGACGGCGUCCUGGUGCACGAUCCCGGACUGACCAACGUGGGCGUCGUGAAUGAGGGAGCAGACAUCGUGAGUGAGGAGCAGGGGGAGAGGGAGCCGGAGCAGAAGGAGGUUGCGCCCGUAGAGUUGCCUCGAGGCCUGCCGUCACCUCAAUCUGCGCUGCCACGGGGUCCUAUUUUGCCUCUCCAAAAGGACACUGUCUACUUCCGCGAUGGGAUCCGUAGAAUCGACUUCAUUCUCGCUUACGACGAUGAGAAUAAUUCUCAGGGGGCCAUCAAGAAUCAGGAGAAGAGGUCCAAGUAUCAGGCGAGUUUAAUGAAGAUGGGUCUGGAACUGGAGAUUGAGCCCAAGGAGGAGUCGGUGAGCGGACGCACCACCUACGUGAAGGUGCAUGCGCCGUGGACCUCGCUGACCACCUACGCCGAGAUCCUGCACAUCCAGGUGCCACUCAAGGAGAGCGACCUCACCCGGGUGUCGCGCUCACAGCAUGGACUUCUGGACUACCUGAGCAAGCCAUUCCGCCUGAAGCCAGGAGCCGUGCCUGAACAACCCGAAUACUUCACGUCGCCGUUCAAGCAUUCGCAGCAGGACUUCUACUCCAUCACAGACCAUGAAGUCCUCAUCCCGCCAGCCAUACGUAGCCAAAUCGUCUACUACAUGCUGCUCCAGUGUGGCGUCUCGCAGGGCAGUAAGAAGACGUUCAACUAUAACCAGAUGAUGGACAAUGGCUGCUACACCGUUGCCUACCCACUGCACGAUAGUCAGUACGAGUACCCGCCAGAGGACUCGAGCGGUCGGGGCGACCGCAACACGUUGUGGCGCGAGUGGGCGAGACCCAGGCGCUUCUUCAAGGAGCAGCCCCUCGACCUUGUGCGCUCGUACUUUGGCGAGCAGGUGGCUCUGUACUUCGCGUGGCUCGGCUUCUACACCAAGAUGCUGAGCGUCGCUGCGCUCGUUGGCCUCGCGUGCUUCCUCUUCGGAGCGGUGAACAAAGAGCAAAGCUUCUCCAACGACGAGUUGUGUGACGACGCGCUGAGCGGGGCCCUCGUCAUGUGCCCCCAGUGCGACAAGACGUGCACCUUCUGGAUGCUGAACAGUACCUGCGAGUCUGCCAAGAAUUCCUACAUGUUUGACAACCCGGCCACCAUAUUCUUUGCAGUGUUCAUGGGACUUUGGGCCAUGGUGUUCCUGGAGAUGUGGAAGCGCUCCCAGGCGUCGCUGGCGUUCCGAUGGGACCUGACGGCAGCCGCGCAGAGCGAGCCGCCGCGGCCCGAGUACGAGGCUCGCUGCUCCGGCAAGAAGCUCAACGUCGUCACCAUGGAGGAGGAGCCCCACGUGCCCAAGACGACCCUGGGGCUUCGCUACUGUCUGUCCGGAGUCACGGUGGUCUUCUGGAUGCUCCUGAUCAUCGCGAGCAUCCUGGGCGUCAUUGUGUACCGCCUCUCCAUCUUCAUCAUCUUCGCCUCGAGUAUUCCCAAGCAGGUGUCUGAAAUCAAGGUGAUCGGCACGUUGCUCACGCCGCAAAUGGCCACCUCCAUCACGGCCUCCGUCCUCAACGUCAUAGUCAUCAUACUCCUCAACAAGUGCUAUGACAGGCUGGCUCUUGUCCUCACCGACCUGGAGAUGCCCAAGACGCAGGCAGACUUUGAAAAUCAGCUGACGCUCAAGAAAUUCCUCUUCCAGUUCAUCAACUACUACUCCGCUUGCUUCUACAUCGCAUUCUUCAAGGGCAAAUUCAUCAGCUACCCCGGGGACUAUGUGUACCUCGGCAUAUGGAGAAACGAGGAGUGUUCCCCAGCCGGAUGUCUCGUUGAACUAACUACUCAGCUCACCAUCGUCAUGGGCGUCAAGCAGAUCUUGGGCAAUUUCCAGGAAAUCAUCCUCCCGUGGUUCAUGACUUGGUGGGCCCAGCGUCGAGCUAAGCAGCGCCCGCAGGAUGUCUACACGCGCUGGGAGCAGGACAAGGACCUGCAGCCACAGAGCAAGCUCGGGCUCUUCAACGAGUACCUUGAGAUGGUCAUCCAGUUCGGAUUUGUGACGCUCUUCGUGGCGUCGUUCCCUCUCUCUCCACUGCUCGCGCUGCUCAACAAUAUCAUGGAGGUUCGCGUCGACGCCUGGAAGCUGGUCACGAAGACGCGGAGGCCCGUCGUGUCUCGAGCAAGUGGCAUCGGAGCCUGGGAGGACAUCUUGGGCGUCGUGGCCACCCUGUCCGUUCUCACCAACGUGUGCAUCGUGGCUUUCACGUCGGACAUCAUCCCACGCCUCGUGUACUACUAUGGCUACUCGGCAGGGCACGGCACGGGUUUUCCCACCAUGCGCGGGUACAAUGAAAACAGCCUCUCCGUCUUCAACAUCAGCGACUUCCAGGAGCAGAAUAUUCCCGACGAGCUGCCGCCCUGGUUCGACCUGGCGAUCCACACCACCUGCAGAUACAGGGAUUAUCGCUACCCCCCUGGCCAUCCUCAGGCAUACUCCCUCAACAUGCAGUACUGGCACGUACUAGCGGCCAAGCUAGCCUUCGUCAUUGUCACGGAGCACGUCGUAUUCCUCACCAACUCCUUCAUCGCCUACGUCAUCCCGGACAUGCCGUCGCACGUGCGCGCGUGCGUGCGCCGCGAGCGCUUCCUCGUGCACAAGAUCCUGGAGCAGGCGGAGUUGGGGCGGCUCCGCGACUCGCUGCUCGCCGACGCGCCCGGACCCUCGACGCCGCCGUCCACCCCCAGACCCACGCGGAGGGUCAGCAGAUGGAGCCGGCCCCGCUGCUCCGCACUCAUCGGAGGGAGGACGAGAUCCGGACAGGUAGACGAGUAGGGCAGAGAACAGGAAGGCAAAUUGAAAGUCCACCUCCCCCCAAAGAGAUGUGAGGAGGGACGGACGACGAGGAGAGGUUGACUUUAUUUGCAUCUUCUCACUGGAAUUCCAAUCUCAACAAACUGGUGUAGAGCAGGUGGUCGACCUGCUCGCCGAUUUCCAUGUGGACAAAGACUCACAAAGGACCAGGACAACAAUACCUCGUAAAGCCUUAACAGACUCUAGAUUUGAAGCUUUCGUGACUGCAAUGAUUCAUAUUCUUAGGUUUUUUCGGUAAAGUCACGUAGGUGAAAAAUAAUAAAAUUAAUAAAAGUAAAAUAAAAUAAAAAUUAAAUAAAAAUCACGACGUUUCGGAGGCAACACAAGCUUCCGUCUUCAGGUGGAACCGUCACAGCACGCUUGCUGUAUCAAGUAACAGACUGUAGGAGCAAGUGCAGUUAACGAGCACCCAUGAAAGACAGCAUGGCAUAGUGGCGAUAUUCACACAUCGCAUCAGGUACUGACUUGAGACUGAGUCGACCUAGGGGAUGUCCGGGAUCGGUUCAGAUAAUCGUAGUUGGGGGUGGCUGCGAGCGGGAAUCGAGCCCGGACGACCAGGGUUCGUAGCGCAGCGCGCUAACCACUAAGUUACCGCUCGCCAACACGCAUGCACAUGUACACACGAAAAUGCAGAGAUACGUGGAAAAAUACACAGACACACGAGUACUCUGCACAUAUGCACCGAUACAUACACUCACAUACACUCACAACACAGACACAAACAUUAAUACAGAGGCACAUGCACACAGAUUCAUGCACAUACAAAGACAAACACACUUGCACACAUAUAUACUCAGACCCGACGCAGAAACGUGCGUACAUGAUACAGAAUCCACACAGAGAGAUAUGAACCCAUAAACCACGAAAACCACGCAUGCACACAACAGACACAAAUAUGUACAAACACAACAACUUUGCUUAACACGUAGGCUUUCGCGACCAAUUUUAUUCAUAAUAAAAGUUUUUGGGUUAGAUCACGUAAGUAUAAAUGUGUCGAAACCCUCCACCACCCGACACGGCCAACCAGUAAGGGAUUUGUCACGUAAACAAAACGCCAAAUAGUGACUACUUCAGCCCACCGGUGUGAUAAAGAGUGAAUCCACAACAUUUACAACCUGAGUACGACGUUUCGCUGGUAAUAACAUCCGGCAUCAUCGGGCGAUUUUCCAGAAUAUUCUGUCGUGGAUUCACUCUUCAACACACCGGUGGGCUGAAGAAGUACACUACACUAUACACUACUAUACACUACUAUACACUACACUAUACACAACACUAUACACUACAUUAUACACUACUAUACACUACACUAUACACUAUGCUACACACUACUAUACACUACACUACACACUACUAUACACUACACUAUACACAACACUAUACACUACACUAUACACUACUAUACACUACUAUACACUACACUAUACACUACACUAUACACUACACACUAUUAUACACUACACACUGCUAUACACUACACUACACACUACUAUACACUACACUAUACACUACACACCACUAUACACUACACUAUACACUACACACUACCAUACACUAUACUAGUAACUAUUUGGCGUUUUGUUUAUGUGACAAAUCCCUUACUGAUUGGCCGUGUCGGGUAGUGGAGGGUUUCGACACAUUUACAUCUACGCGAUCUAACCCAAAAAUCUUUAUUAUGAAGAACAACUAUGCUGUUAGGGGUUGGUUGUGGCCAGAGCUAUAACUACACCCCCACAUUAAGCUGACCCUUGUUCCCUGACGGUGGUCGUCCGGACCAGAUAACACCGGGUAUAAAAACAAGGUUUAGUUUUCAGAAGUCUAUUGUCAUAUGCGUGUGAGUGUUCAUUGAGGUGUGUGAAUGUUAUGCUUGUGUACGUAUGUGCGUUGUUAAAAGGCUUGGCACUUGUUGAGCCAAAAGCCUCUGCGCCUAAACCUGCAUAAUAUUUAUAUAUGUUUAUUAUCACUAUUCUUGGGAACAAAUAUAUAUGCAUCAUUGUCACUGUUUAUAUCAGCGAACUAGUGUUUGAGAGUUCCAUUGUGUUAUUGUGAAAGAUCUGAGCCCCUUUAUACUGUGAGCACAUCACACAACUGCUCUCCUGUCUCUGCACUGGCCACCAGUCCAGUAUCGAGUAGACUAUAAGCUCCUGCUGCUGCUGCCGCUGCUGCUGCUCCUGCUGCUGCUGCUCCUGCUGCCCUUACAACGUGCUCAAUGCGUUAGCCCCACAAUACUGGCAGGAACCGAUCCAUCUUCAUACUACAAUCAGGUCCCUUCUUCUCAGGACUCCGAGAACAAGGCUCUGUUCCUGCAGGGGUCGUCAGGAUAUACGAUGGGACAACGCUUUGGCAAUGAGACAAUCGGAGUCGUUGGCUUUGAGUCCCGAGUUCUGACCGCUGACCCUGGUUCUGUUUAUUUCCUGCUUUCCCUGACAUGGCGCUUUGGGGCUACGGAUGAAAUGCAACUUACAAGUGUAAAUUAGUCUUAUUCUUAUUUAUAUUAAGCAUUGAAAGUUGCAUGCAGGUAGAAAUGGAGAGGUAGAAAUGAUCUUCUUGGUUCUUUCGGUAAAGUCAAGUAGAAGGGAAGUAAUAAAAUAAUAAAAAUAAAACAUAAAAUAAAAUAAUUCUCACGACGUUUCGGCUACAACGCAAGCAGCCGUCUUCAGGUGAAGAAUGAGACACUGACCAAGCUAGGUAGAAAUGAGUGAACGUGGAUUCGAGAAGAGACGCAGGUUAAACACACCACAUUGACUUGACAUAAAGCGUAAGUGGGCUCAGGCAGGGCUCGUUACCAGUAAGGCAAUAUAGUUACCAGUAAGGCAAUAUAGUUACCAGUAAGGCAAUAUAGUAACAACGGACUGGGAGACAAAGGGGAAGACAGAUGUGAGGGUGCAGGUCAUGAGUGCAAUGACCCAGCAGUUGAGCUGGGAACGAUUACCCCGAGAGGACGACGGACCAAAGACAAAGAUGCCCCGUAUCGCCUUACGCAGACUUUUAGGGACAAGUGCUGUUAGAGAGCAACAUCGAGGGGGUCGGUGGCCAGCACCACGCAAGGCCGCCUUUUUCUCCCCAGUGGCGAUGUUUACUACACAGCACCACACCAGGGGCUCAUUUGAGGCUGGGGCAACGCAUCGUAGGUCGUACAACCCACAUUUACGGCCCCACAGCACUCUAUCUAUCUCUCUCGCUGUUGUUUAAUGAGUCACCACACCUACCCCCUCCAGCACCAACAGACGAUCCACAUCCACCCCCCUCGUUCACAUAGCGACGGCUGUUCUCGCGGUGCAUGACCUUACCCCUGGCCAUACAUCACAGGUGAGGAACACCGACACGGUGACGCUGAGUAAUAUAUAUAUUUUUUACAAGUAAGAUUUUUAAAAGUGGAUGGUGGCUCCGAGACGUUAGACUGAUGAGCUGGCAUUGCAGAGAUCCUGGGUUUGAAUCAAGGCAUGAUGCGUGUAAUUACGGGUUCUCAAGUAAAUUAUAGUGAGUUGAUGAUCUCAGCUCUGUCACCGAUGGCUGCACCAAAAACACCCCGUUGUAAAUUUGGUUAGGUGGGCCAAAUUAAGAUCUGAGAAAUAUCGAGUUGAUCGUCGUGUGACGAACACUACUCUCAUGUGCGGAGCGCGUGGGCCAGUGCUGCCCCAUACGACGACUGUGUGAACUCGAGGUCACCUGGAGGGAUCUGGGAGGUAGCUUGGCGCGGUGGGUCGCACUGCCCCGUGAGCGAUCCGAAUGGACACCAAUAUCCACUCUCAGGAUAACAUUGAGAAAAGUAAACUUAUAAUACCACGAGUCAAAUGAGCUAUUGAUUGAAAUCGUACGGAUGCAACAUAAUUAAAAGUGUCGUUAUACUGCUCACAUCGACAUGUGCAGCUCGUUUCUGUUUACACUGCUGGAUGAGGGCCUGCCUGCGCUGAUUUGACCAUUAUUCGCCAUGCUGGUCAGUGUGAGUUGAAGGCGGGCAGCAUAUACAUGUUAGCUUAGAAAUACCGUGCAACAAUCUGUGUAUCUGGAAGUAUGCUGCCUACAGCAGUAGCACGCGCAGCCUCUAGCACCAGCUUCAUGCACGGUAGUUCCCCAUCAAAGCACUAUGCAGGCUCAAACCUGCUUAGCUUCCGAGAUCGGAUGAGAUCAUCCAUAUUUAUGUUUAUAUGGUUAUAGGGACAAAGCGAACAGAGUCUAUUAAUUACAAUAAGACAACACACGGUGUGGUUCAUUUUUAUUAUUUAAUCAUCCAGGAAAGCCUCACUGAGCCUAAAUACCCCUUUGCAGGAGGGUCCUGCCUGGCUUACCUAAUUAAAUGUUUUGAAUACUUUAUAUUUUGUAGAAAACCACUUGGCUCAAUCAACUCUUCAAAUUCCAGUAGUCAGUGGAUGGAUGUUGGGGGAUGACAACUCCAAGUCCGUCUACCACGGAUUUAGCACCAAUGAAGAUCAAUUGUACUGUGUGGACAGUGGCAAUUGUGGUAAUAAUUGCACGUGUUCAUCAGCUGGUCUACCAUGUACUGAACAACGUGCACGUCUAAAUUUUGUGGAAUGUAACAGGAUCACCAUACCAAACCAGAGGACGACGACGGUGAUGAUGACAAUGUCGAUUCUAACUAUAAAGGUGGUCUCCUGUUUACGACGGUCAGACUGACGACGAUCCACAUUUACGCCGUUUACAUGCCACCGUGGGUCGAUUUACGACGCAGAAACUCGACUUACGACAUCAUUCCACUCGACUUACGAACAUAUUCGACUCGACUUACGACAUCAUUCGACUCGACUUACGAACACAUUUGAACGCUCAGACUGGUUCCCGAUGUUACUUGCCGUAGAGCUUUUGUUAUUCUCAAGCCUUUCUUGUGGAUUUUACCGAUCAAACCCCGUUAGAUAUGGCUGAUAAAAGGACAGAUACAUCGGCAAGGGAUGUUUCUACUGUUCCUGUUGUACAUGGGAAAGUAGGGGUCCGAUUUACGACUACAGGGUUCCCAGGAAUGCAUUGCAUCGUGAAAGCCCUGUUGCAAUGGCAUAACAGUGACUGCGUUGGAACUUGUGAUGUCAACAUCAGUUGCCAUCUAAACGUGUUGUCUCUGUCUUUGUUAGUCGAUGUAACAUGAUGUAACAAUAUAUUAAAUGUACCAAGUUAAUUGUAUAUAUGUGUAUAUUUUCAUUAAACCAAACAGGGUGUCUAAAUG
This is a messenger RNA of Lethenteron reissneri (Far Eastern brook lamprey), 8319 nucleotides long. Its product is annotated as anoctamin-5-like. Gene Ontology annotation, biological process: chloride transmembrane transport. Gene Ontology annotation, molecular function: chloride channel activity; protein dimerization activity. The record is from RefSeq and is a predicted model, not a curated record. Gene Ontology annotation, cellular component: plasma membrane. NCBI's taxonomy places the organism in Eukaryota, Metazoa, Chordata, Hyperoartia, Petromyzontiformes, Petromyzontidae.